UAAUAUAUACAUAUAUAUUCUUAAAUAUAAUAUAAAAUAAAAAGUAUUUUUCUUAAUUUUAUGCUUAAUUAAAUCAAAUUUACAUUAAAUAUUAAUAAAAAAUGUAUAAUAUUAAUAAAUUUCAUUUUAAAUAUAAUUCAAAUUUUAAAAAAUUAUCACUGCACAUGGUGCGUGAAAACACCUACUAACACAUAUAGUUAGAGCGGGUUCUCGGCAAAAGUCUGGAUGAAACAUUUGUCUAUGGUCCCUAAUUUUUUCAAAGAAAAUUAUAUAGACCCCAAUUUUUUUAAUAUUUAUUAUAAUCUUUAUUAAAUUGCAUACAUUUUUUUUUGCCAUCUAUGAAUUUUAUUAAAAGCAAGCAGGUCCAAAAAGGACGAGCCCAUAUCCGAUACAACCAAGGUAGAAGCCCGAAAUUAAAAGCCCGAGAAAACUAAAAAAAAACAUAAAUGGGCCCAAGCCCAACCGAUAACAACGAAACGGCGCCACCCUAAAACACGUGUCCAAGGUCGAUGCUGAGCUUCCACGCGUCUGUCUGCACCAACGCACGUUACACGCGUCGCUUCCACUUCGCAUCAAACCUAGACCACCGGUGUAGGCUUCCGGUCGCCGGUUUCCGACAUCCCACUAGACCAAAUCGGAAACUCCUUCUCCGUCAUCUCUAUCGCUAACAACCCACCUCCAACAACAGUAUUGGAGGUAUAGGGUUCCUCAGCGAGCCAACUCCGCCGCUUCACCGGACCACACUGUUGGCAUGCGUGAAAACCGCAUCCAACUUCAUCACCCCUACCACUUCCAGCGUAGAGAGUCAAUCGAUAUAGAAUCAAAAUCUCUUCCUGGAUAUGAGAACUUGGGAAUGCCAUAGAAUCACCAUAAGCCGGCCGUCCACACCCGAGAGAAGGUGGCAACGCCAGAGUCGAAGCCGGACGACCACCGUUAUGCAAGCGCGCCGCCGGAGUCAAAAACAUCGGAUAAAACCGAUCCGAUAAAACGACUAAACUGAAGAGAAAAGAAAAACAAAACUGAAAAAGAAAAACAAACUGAUAAGCCGGACCGACGGUGGCUAUGGUAGCCCACCCGUCGACCGGAAUCGGUAAAUACGGCGGAGCUUUCUUAGUAGAGAGAGGUCAGAGGGUUUGAAGAGAGAGAGAGAAUGACUUACUUUUUAUUAAUUAUUAAAUUGCAUACAUUCCUCCAAACUUAGGACCGGCCCUGUACAAAAAGAAAAAUUAACAAAUCCAAAAUGGUCAAAUAACUUGCAAGCGCAUGAAGGUGGAAUUAAACUGGAACAUACACGUGAAACGCCUACGGCUCCUAUUUUUUUUCUUCCCUGCAUUUUAAUAUGACAAAAAUAUGAAACAAAAAUAUCGGUCAAAACAAACAUUACACGUGAAAUGGCAAGCGUUACAUGCAGUCUCGCAGGAUAUAUUAACAGUGAACGUAGCCACGAUUUUGAACACAUUCAACACUACACUAUAUUAUAGAUAUGAUACGUAUAUCAUGACAGUAUAAUCAUGAAAUUCUACGGACAAGCAAUGGUGAACGUAAGCACUGAUCACGGGUAUAUUCAUAGAUGGUGACCUAUUAUAUAUGCAUAAGUCUUAAAGUGGAAAGAAAUAUCCGAAGAUAUAUAUUAGAAAAAUACUAUCUCUCCAUCUAAAUAUGAUAUAUAUUUCCAAAUAUUUCCACGUAGGAUGACAUCUACUACUCGACGAGGAAAAACCUCUAUAUUAGAAAGAGUAAAUCUCUCUUCAAAUAUCACUUUGAAAUCUCAAAAAAAAAACACCAAACCGAAAAAAAAACAUAGAGAAAGAGAAACAAAUGGCUAGAGGAUCUCGUUUUUUCAUGAUCCUUUCGAUAAUCUCAUUAUUUGCGAACACAAUCGAUUCUCGAAUAUUAGAUCGACAUAGUUUUCCUGAUGGAUUCGUUUUUGGAACGGCUGCGUCUGCAUAUCAGUACGAAGGAGCAACGGAUGAAGGUGGCAAGUCUCCAGCUAUAUGGGACCACUUCAGCCGCACUUACCCAGAACGGACGAAGAUGCAUAAUGCAGAUGUAGCGAUUGAUUUUUAUCACCGUUACAAGGAUGACAUAAAAUUGAUGAAGGAGCUAAACAUGGACGCUUUCCGAUUUUCAAUCUCGUGGGCCAGACUAAUUCCAAGUAACCUUUUUUUGGUUGAUGAUUAUAUUAUUCUUUCAGAAAAUAGUUAUAAAUUUUGGUCAAUUAAUGAGUUAAUUUAUGUGGUAAAUUUUCAAUUAUCUACAGCUGGAAAGCUAAAGGAUGGAGUAAACAAAAUAGGUGUACAAUUCUACAAGGAUCUUCUCGACGAACUUCUUGCUAAUGACAUACAACCAUCGAUGACACUAUAUCAUUGGGACCAUCCACAAUCUUUGGAGGACGAAUAUGGUGGCUUUUUAAGCCCUCAAAUUGUAGAAGAUUUUCGAGAUUUUGCAAGAAUUUGUUUCCAAGAGUUUGGAGAUAAAGUAAAGAUGUGGACAACGAUCAAUGAACCAUACAUCAUGACUAUUGCCGGGUACGACCAAGGUAACAAGGCGGCUGGUCGAUGCUCGUCAUGGGUAAACGAAAGAUGUCAUGCGGGUGAUUCUAGUACUGAGCCUUACAUUGUUUCACAUAAUAUUCUUCUUGCUCAUGCCGCUGCGGUAGACGAGUUCAGAAAGUCUAAACAAAUAUCGCAUGAUAGCCAAAUUGGGAUAGUUUUGUCACCAAGAUGGUUCGAGCCUUUUCAUUCUGACUCUACUGAUGAUAAAGAAGCAGCUGAACGAGCUCUUGCUUAUGAAAUUGAAUGGCAUCUAGAUCCAGUGAUUCAUGGAGAUUAUCCAGAGAUUGUGAAAAAAUAUGCAGGAGAUAAGUUACCUUCAUUUACUGAGGAAGAAUCAAAUAUGUUAAAUAAUUCAUCAGAUUUUGUCGGAAUAAACUACUAUACAGCACGCUUUGCUACUCAUGUUCCUGAGAUCGACCCAGCAAAGCCUCGGUUCAAGACUGACCAUCACGUCGAAUGGAAACUGACUAACCACAGUGGCCACAUUAUCGGAGCCGGGGAUGCAAGAAGCUUUAUAUUGUCACAUCCAGAAGGUCUGCGAAAAGUUCUAAACUAUAUCAAAGACAGAUACAAUAACAUCCCAGUCUACAUCAAAGAAAAUGGAAUCAAUGAUAACGAUGAUGGUACAAAACCAAGAGAAGAGAUUCUUAGGGACACAUUUAGGAUUGAAUACCAUGACACACAUAUCCAACAACUUCACAAAGCUAUAGUUGAGGAUGGUUGUGACGUAAGAGGAUAUUAUGCUUGGUCAAUGAUGGACAACUUUGAAUGGGAACAUGGGUACACUGCUAGAUUUGGUCUAUACUAUGUUGACUUUAUCAACGGUCUAAAACGUUACCCAAAAGACUCGGUUAAAUGGUUUAAACGGUUUCUUAAGAGAUCAAUCGGAGAGACUAUAGAAGAGGAAGUGAAGAAGAUGUCACGUGCGGGUAGGAAUAAGACUCUGCAUGAGCAAGUGGGUUUUGAUGAAACGUUAGGAUUUUUCGUGUCUUUUAUGGCGACGAACCAAUCGAAGAGAGAGGAGGAGAAAAAUCGUUGCUCGUCUGUUCUUCCUUAUAGCCGUUUCGAUGUUUUGAAGGAAGUAAAGGAGUCAUCAUCAUCGAAUUAUUGAUUUUGAAAAUCUUUAUGGUUAAAUAUGUAUUUUACUUUUUUUUUUGUUCAAAAAAUACGUAUUUUAUUUAGAAGUCAGAACUUCAUCUUAUUUAUGAAUUUGUUGCAUCUC
Messenger RNA from Raphanus sativus (radish), 3777 nucleotides. RefSeq names its product beta-glucosidase 30-like. The coding region runs from base 1819 to 3666 and encodes 615 amino acids. Lineage: Eukaryota; Viridiplantae; Streptophyta; Magnoliopsida; Brassicales; Brassicaceae. The transcript is spliced from 11 exons. Gene Ontology annotation, biological process: carbohydrate metabolic process. Gene Ontology annotation, molecular function: beta-glucosidase activity. The record is from RefSeq and is a predicted model, not a curated record.